This is a messenger RNA of Olea europaea var. sylvestris, 1743 nucleotides long. RefSeq lists its product as uncharacterized. The transcript is spliced from 3 exons. The record is from RefSeq and is a predicted model, not a curated record. The coding region runs from base 252 to 1547 and encodes 431 amino acids. NCBI's taxonomy places the organism in Eukaryota, Viridiplantae, Streptophyta, Magnoliopsida, Lamiales, Oleaceae.
UUCACCCACCCAUUAUCAUUGGUCCAUCUCCAUCCAUGUCAUCAUCCCACUACCAUUUCCAGAAUCAUCUACGAUAUUCUUUGCCUCUCAUUUUCCAGUAUCUUUUCCAAACAGUCAAGUGAAAAACGGAAUUAUUUUGUAGUUUCACUGAUUAAAUUCUCUGGCUAAAGCAGCAGAAGAAGCACAAUCAAUCAAAUAAACGGACCCUUAGUUUUACGUUCCAAGAUUAAUUUUUUCCUGUUUGUAAAUUAAUGGCUUUGAGGUUUUUAAAGAUGAAUAUUUUUGCAGCUUUUUGUUUGGUCGUGAUUGCGUUUCAAUUUACAAUAUCUGCCGCUUUGGUUGCUUCGCAAGACAUCAAUCCUCCCUACCCUAAAGCAAUAUCUGAUUUGAAGGAAGCGAUUGUGAAGGGAUUAGGUUUCCAAGCUGAUGAGUUUAAGAUAUCGGGGUUUGAUUUGAGGGACGCCUUAGUGGGAAGGUCGGUGGCAUAUGAAUUUGAUGUUGAGAUUGAUAAUAAAGUUUUUCCCUUUAAGCUUUUGGAGGACGUUAACCGAUGGGAGUAUGUGGACUUGCCCAUUUUUCGCGUAGAGGAUUCGGGUAAUGGGCUGGUGGAGAGACAGCGAUUGGAGGAUCAGAUGCCCGUUUUGGCCCCUUUCCAGUUGGCUGGUCCAAUGGAGCUAUGGAUCCAGGAUGCUAAAGAUAUGAGAAUUUCGUUGCCCCAUGAUGUGGAUGCUGGUGUGCUGAAGAAAGUGAUCUUAGCAGAUGGAGCUGUGGUCACUGUUAAGGGUGCCAGAUCAGUCAGCUUGCGUCAUCCAGUUGAGCUUCCACUUCCACUAAAUAGAACUAAUAAUAACUUUGCAUCUGGUCUUCUUUCACUAGCGGAGCGUCUUCAACAUGCUUCCCGUUCCCAAGGUGGUCCCCUCCUUUCACUUCGCAUUGUCGGCCCAUCGUCACUAACAUCCCCUACAUCCUCAGCCACCAGUUCUGGUAACAAGCUUAAGCUGAAGCGCCUUGCACCUGGACUCGUGGAGCUAUCGACAGCAUCCAAAAGGAAAUCCGUGCAAGCUGAUGCUUUAUCCACCAUUGGUCUCCAAGGAGAAGCCACUUCCCUUCUCACACCUGAUCGGUUCACCACAAUGUGGCCUCUUACAUCCAUCGAUGGAUGGAACCCUAACUUGCUUGGUUUUGAGGCAUUGCUAUCUUCUGUACUGGGUCCAAAAGCAAACACAGAGUGUUCGUUCAAGCUGUUGAAGGCAGAUGUUUCGGCACAGACUUUUAUGAAGAUAGGUUUUGGAGUUGAGAAGAAGCUGAGUAAGGGAGAUGGAUUUGACUGGGAGGGCUUUCCUGAGUGGAGAACAAAGCCUGAGACUGUGAGAAUGCACUUUGAAGUGUUGGCUAAGGUAGAUGGUGACAAGGUUGUGCCAGAGAGAGUGGUACAGGUCAAUCCUGUGAUUGCAGAGGAUAGUGUGGCACCAAGUGUGCUUGUGGGAAACACGACCAUGUCAAAGACUCAAAUUCUUAACCCACCUUCAAAUCCAUUCACUUUAUGAGCUCGCGUAAAGAACCCGUUCUUGGUGAAAGUUGAGGGAAAAUGUGUGCGUGUUUUUUUCUUUCGACCUUUUGUUAUAGGCAUCCAGCAUGUUUAUCAAAUAAUGAGAUACAUCAUUGUAACGACUUGUACAAUAUAGCUAUUAAAGACAAUCUACUUGGUCUAAGUUGCACUUCCUGGGGGCAGUUUUUAAGCCA